AUGUGCGACAGUCAGCACGAUUGCGACCCCCCCCCCUUGCGCAACCUGCACACCCGCGUGGCGUCCAGGGACUGGUGCAACGGCGUCCCAGACAACGAGAAGGUCACCUUGUCCGCCACCUGGUUUGCGCGCGGCGCCGUCGGCCUGCACUCUUGUUUUCCCAGCCUCGAGUCCCUUACCGUGGACGCCGAGGGUAUCUACCGCUGCGGCCUGGACAUAUACCCCGGCGCCCUCCCCACCUUCCAGAACCUACGGGAGCUCACUGUGAACCGCUUCUGCUUCCACAGCUCCCCACAGCCCGAGGCCUUUGUUUCGCUGGCCCCGAACCUGGCCUCCCUCGUCGUGAGCGAGCUGCCCAUGUCGGACCUCACGCCGCUCGCCAACCACCCCACCCUCGAGAAGCUGACCCUGAGCGGCUACCAAACAGACACUCUGGACGUCGAGGGCGUGCCCACGUACGACGCCAUCCUGCGCAGCCUGCCGCGCCUGGGGCGCGUGACGCUCGAGGGCAGGGGCUGGAACCUGUGGCCGGGCGAGGCCGACGAUCCGUACGACUGCGCCUCGGCGCUGCUGCGCUCGCUGGCGGCGUGGCGGGCGGGGCGCCUCACACAAUUCGUGUACGAGGUGGCCGAGCCCGACAGCGCCGCGCUGCCCCUGGGCUACGUGCUGCCGCGCCUGGCGGCCGAGCUGGGGCCGAGCCUCAAUUGGCUCGAGCUGUACCCCUGCCGCCUGCCCCGCGCGCGCGGCGGCGGCGGCCUGCCUGAGAGCGUGCGCGAGGGCGGGCUGCUGUGCCUCCCGCUGUUCGAGCGGCUGCGGUACAUGGAGCUGCAUGUGGAGGCUGAGAUGGACGAGGGGCCUGUCAGGCUGCCCAUCGCGAAAGAGCGCAUAGACGCCCUGGUGCAGCCGCUUGUAUAUGGUGGCUGUGUUGCGCCCUGCCUGCGGGAGCUGGUUGUGAAGCUACCGGCCGGUGCGGUCACGAGUGGUGUGUGGGCGCACUGCGAAAGCAUGAGCGCCGAGUGCCCUGGUGGCGUGCUGCGGUUUGAGCUGGUGUAG
Monoraphidium neglectum is the source of this 1053-nucleotide messenger RNA. RefSeq lists its product as hypothetical. Bases 1 to 1053 code for a protein of 350 amino acids. The record is from RefSeq and is a predicted model, not a curated record. Lineage: Eukaryota; Viridiplantae; Chlorophyta; Chlorophyceae; Sphaeropleales; Selenastraceae. The transcript has a single exon.